Penaeus chinensis is the source of this 5816-nucleotide messenger RNA. It is a transcript of the gene ci, whose product is annotated as transcriptional activator cubitus interruptus-like. The record is from RefSeq and is a predicted model, not a curated record. Gene Ontology annotation, cellular component: nucleus. Gene Ontology annotation, molecular function: RNA polymerase II cis-regulatory region sequence-specific DNA binding; DNA-binding transcription factor activity, RNA polymerase II-specific. Lineage: Eukaryota; Metazoa; Arthropoda; Malacostraca; Decapoda; Penaeidae. Gene Ontology annotation, biological process: regulation of transcription by RNA polymerase II.
CUCCCAGGGUCGCGGCUCACCUCCCCCCGGCCGAGCCUCCGCCAGAGCCGGAAGCGCGCGCUGUCCUCGUCCCCGUACAGCGAUUCCUUCGACAUCAACUCGAUGAUUCGCUUCAGCCCCAACUCCCUCGUGUCCAUCAUGAACGGGUCCAGAUCCUCGUCGGCGAGUGGGUCCUACGGCCAUCUGUCUGCAGGAGCCAUCUCCCCCGCGCUGGGCGUCCACCCCUCCGUGGGCGCGGCGACGCACCUCCAGCAGCUGCAGGCCCACCUGAUGCGAGGGGCGUCACUCCCCGGCUCCCCGUUCCUGGCGCCGUCCCCCCUCCUGCAGCACAGCCCCUCCACCCUGGCCACCCACCAGAGCCUGUUCUCGCUCUCCUCGCAGCCGAGCCUCCCAACCCUGCCCCCGAAGGCUGAGGUAUGGCACCUCAAGCUGGGCGAGAAGAAGGCGUCGCCCACGAUCUCCAGCACGAUGGAGGAAGACAAGGCCUCCAAGGUGAAGAAGGAGGCAGCGAGCACUACCUCAGCGGGGGCGUGCGGGACCGGGGGCGUGAGUGCCGCGGCCAGGGACGACGACGGACUCAAGGAAGAGCCGCCGGACUUCAUCGAAACGCACUGCCACUGGAAGGAGUGCAAUAAGGACUUCAACACGCAGGAUGAUCUCGUGAAGCACAUCAACAACGACCACAUCCACGCCAACAAGAAGUCGUUCGUGUGUCGUUGGAAGGACUGUUCGCGGGAAGAGAAGCCGUUCAAAGCCCAAUAUAUGUUGGUCGUUCACAUGAGGCGCCACACGGGGGAGAAGCCACAUAAAUGCACGUUCGAGGGCUGCUACAAGGCGUACUCGCGCCUGGAGAACCUCAAGACCCACCUUCGAUCUCACACGGGGGAGAAGCCGUACAUGUGCGAAUUCCCCGGAUGUACGAAGGCCUUUUCCAACGCUUCGGACAGAGCCAAGCACCAGAAUCGCACGCAUUCGAACGAGAAACCGUACGUGUGCAAGGCCCCGGGCUGCACCAAGCGCUACACCGACCCUUCGUCCCUGAGGAAGCACGUGAAGACGGUGCACGGCGCGGACUUCUACGCCUCCAAGAAGCACAAGGGCAACGACCACCCGAGCGCCAAUCCCGGAGGAGGCGGCGGCGAAGGCAAGGACGGCGGCGCGACGCAUCCCGAGGGCUCGCCGCACUCCGACGGCGGCAAGGGUGGAUCCCUGUCCAGUCCUUCGGAGCCGACGUCGCCGGGGCAGCAGCACAGCCCCAACAUGGAGACGGUGGUGGGCGGCGCCACGCCCAUGGACCAGAGCCGGCUGCUGGACGGCCCCAUCAGCGACAACAACGUGACGACCACCGGCGGCUACGAGAGCGUCCUAGAGCAGGAGGAGGUGUGGGACACCGUGGAGGACGACCUCGACGCCAGCGUGGACCUCCCGGUGGGCGUGGCGAGCCUGAACGGCGUGGACGGCCCGCUCGGAGGCCAGAUCAACCUGCAGGAGCGCAACAUGCGCAACCGCCUCAAGAAUCGGCUGCAGUCCAAGGGCCUGGCCAACAUCCUGCCCAACAUCCCCGGCGGCCCCCGGCGGUCCACCGGCAGCGGCGUCGGCGAGCUGUCGCAGCGUAUCACCGACCUCAAGAUGAGCGGCGGGAUGACCACGCCGCUGCAGGCCCGCAAGAACCUGAUCGACCUGCACUUCCGGCCGGGCCAGACGCAGCAGCAGAACAGCCGGCGCGACUCCAACUCCACCGUGAGCACCUACUACGGCAGCAUGCGCAGCGACUCGUCCCCGCACCCGAACAGCCGCCGCUCCAGCGAGGUGUCGCAGGUGUCGGGGGCGUCGAUGGGCCGCCAGAACAUGGUGCCGUCGCCCUACGACCCCAUCUCGCUCGGCUCCUCCAGGAGGUCGUCCGAGAACUCCAACUUCAACAUGGCCGGCAUCGCCUGCUCCAUGAACUCGCACCUGGCCAAGCUGCAGCGCCGCGCCAUGGGCCCCGCCGAGCUCUACAACACGUCCAACCUCGUUGUGCAGACCCAGAACAUGUCGCUGAGCCAGGAUAACCUGCACGGCGGAUGGGCCAGCAACAUGGGCGGAGGCAUGAGCGCCUCCAUGGGCGGUGGGGGCGGCCACUUCGGUCCCUCAGGACCCCUGGGUCCCCCUGAACCCCAGACGCACUCCGAGGGCCCCAGACGCGCCUCCGACCCCGUGAGGCCGCUGGACCGAGGGAUGGGCUGCGGCCCCGAGGGCGCCGCCGCCGGACGGAGGCUGCAGAGACAUCACAGCUACUCGACCUUCAACCCCCGCACGCCCCUGCCGCCCAUCACCCCGCGGCACCCCAACCAGGGCCUCCAACUGGACCAGGUGGCCGAGGACGAACCCAUCGAGAACAAGCUGGUCCUUCCUGACGACAUGGUCAACUACCUCAACCAGAAGGGAAAUGGAGACAAGAUGAAGUCGGAUGCCAAGGACAGGCCGCCGCCAGGGGGGGACGCCCACGAUGCACCACGCCCAGAUGCCCUCGCCGGCCUACAGCGGGCAGCCGAUGCCCAGCCCGGCCUACUCCAAUCAGUCCAUGCUGAGCCCCGCCUACUCCAAUCAGCCCCUUCAGUCUCCGGCGAGCAACUACCAGUACCCUCAGCUUCCCCGGGCUACUCCGUGCCCUCCCCCGCCCACCCCCACGGCUACAGCGGCCAGCCCAUGCCCUCGCCCGCGACGCCGCAGCAGUUCAACAACCCCAUGACCUCGCCGGCCCCCGCGGCGGCGCAGGCCUUCAAUCAGAUGUCGCCGGCGUACCCCCACCAGGGCAUGCCCCCGAACUACUCCAUGCCCCAGCAGGGCCAGUACCCGCAGCAGCAGUACCCGCAGCAGCAGGGCCAAGGAGUGAUGGGCCAGCACAUGUACGGGCCCAUGAUGCAGCAGGGCAGGUACCCCGGCGGUAUGGGCGGAGGACCCGCGGGCGGCUACGGCAUGGGGCAGGGCUACGGGCCCGUCCACGCCUGCGGGCACCUGGCGCCGCCCAACCUCCCUCCGCCGGCAUACCAGGCCCCCUGCGCGGGGUGCCAGGGCAGAGGCGGCAGCGCCAUGGCGGGAGACAUGAGCGGGUACCCUGGGCAGCAGGGCGCCAUGGCCAACUGGCAGGGCUCGCAGAUGAGCAUGAACCAGUUCCAGGGCCAGCAGUACGGGCCGCAGCACCACAUGAACGCGAUGGGCGCUCAGGGUGCCAUGGGCUACAUGGGCAUGGGUGGACAGUACCCUAACCACGUGACGCCGAACGGGAGCAUGAUGCCCAUGCCUUACCCAGGCUCCCUCGGCGGCGACGUGCAGUGCCGGGACGUGAGCCAAUCCUCGCAGACCAAAGGAGGCAAGUCGAAGGCCUCGGUGAAGGGCGGCGGCGGCGGCGGCGGCGUGGGUGCCGUCAACGCCGCGACGGUGGCCGGCGGCGGCGGCGCGAGCGGUGCCAGCGGCGCGGGCGGUGGCAGCGGUGCCAGCGGUGCCCUCCACCAGCCAGGCGCAGGAACGGCGUCGUCUCUGCCGUGCCCGCCGGUGGACAAUAAUCAGACCGACACGAAGGCCGUCGAUACCAAGUCCGUGGACACGAAGAGCAACAGCAAGAGCUUCAUGAAGCCCGACACGUACCAGCGCACCCUGGAGUACGUGCAGCAGUGCCAUAGCUGGAGCUCCACCGUGGUCAAGGAGGAGGUGACCAGCACCACGGACCAGAAGCCCAAGCUCAACCCCAACGGCACCGUGGCGGGCUACACGGGGCCAGGCUCGCAGGCCAGCCUCGCCGCGCCGCAGCCGCAGUCGCAGCCGCAGCCUCAGCCUCAGCAGCCGCUCGCCGGCCCCCAGCAGCCCCAGGGAGGCUCCAGGUUCGCGACGCCGCUCCCCGUGGCCCUGGCGGAGACCUCCAACAUGGUGAUCAACGACAUGAGUUCCUCGCUGACGUCGCUGCAGGAGGAGAACAAGUACCUUCAGAUGAUGCAGUGACGACCCGGGCCCUUGACCUGUGACCCGGUCAGGUCGGGUCGCUCUCCUGAGGCUCGUGACCUUGUGUGUCGUAGUAUAACGGAUGACUGUGAUGACUUAGUUUGUAAAUACUGAUUUAACAUUAAUAUAUUUGUACAAAUUCUUCCUGUGUUGAGAACUCGUGAACGUUUGACUCCCAGUGGUUCCGCCCCAGACUCUCAAGGGCUCUUUCGUGCCAACUUUAUCACUGUAUAAUAAAAGAAAAUAGUUCCAGAUCAACCAGUAUCCUAUAGACUCAACUACCACUACCUAGCGUCACAACUACCACCAACACCCUUAUUAAAACCCCUCCCCCCCCCAUCAGCUGAAUGUCGCACCACCAUUAGCUGAUCAAAGUGCCUGAACCUGUCAAGUUUUCGUUACUGCCAAGUUACCUUUAAGUUCAUUACUAUCUGAAUCCCCCUCCCCCCUCAAGCUGCCCAUGUUACCAGUGUCGGCUUAGAAUACCACGGACUCUCAUCAUUCAAUUGCUUGUUGGCCAUCAAACCACCGCCAAAAAUAACCACUCAUUCUAAUCCUAAUCAUUGGUUCAGAAUAGUUGCAGGUCAGAUAUUCGACCCUGCUUCAUAAUAAUAUCAUUUUGUCUUAUCGGUGACGUAGUAAAGGCGUCACAAGCAUUUGGGAACAUUUGGCGAGUAAUCCCAGUCACGACCUUCCCUCCUAAAGCUUAUUACAAUACAGCCACCCUUUAAAUUAUACCUAUUACAGAAUCGUCCAUUUUCCUGUUCAUAUAAUACAAGCAAGAGGUUCCAAGUAGUUUUCCUCUCGUUUCCAAAAAAGGGUAGUGCUGGCCACCUCGACCAGAGAAAUGACAUUGGUUGAAGUAGCAAUUAUAGGAAGGUUUUCGCUAGUAAAUCUAUCAACCGGAGUCAGAUUUAAAGCUUUCCCGUGGUAAACUUUAGCCAGCUUGGUAAGGUCUUCCUCCCUCCCCUUCCCUCCCCGACUUGACAGGGUUCAUGAACAGCAUGACAAAGUUCGUAGUAAUUAGCAUGACAAGGUUCGUAUUUAUUAUCCGCACGUGUUCAGAUUCCCUCCGACAUAACGUCGUUUUAUGCGGAUCGGAGUUGUAAAGAAAAAAAACGGCCUAAGGUAUGAACACCGUGAUCCAGGACGAGAAACAAUAUACAGUUUUUGUCGGUUGUGAGUGUGACAGUGUUUUGAAGAAGUUAAAAAAGUAAACAUAAACCGUGGCCAAUAGACUGUCUAGUUACAGGGCCAAAACGGUUGUUGUCCUCGCCCACAGACACCUGAAAAGACAAGACUAUCGUGUAUCCUCGAGUGCGAUCCGCCAGGCAGACAGACAGCCACCGCGUGCCAAAGUGUAACCGUGUAGUGUUGACCGAGUGUGAACCGAGCAAGUGUUGCUAGCCAGCGAGCCAGCCGCGUGAAAGAGACAAAAAAGCUGGCUCUGUGAUUCCCCCAAUACCUCAUACAAUCGCCAGCCUUUUCGCGUCACAACGCAGGUCAGAUUCGCGACGCUCGGCCUCUGACCCCCGAGCCCUCCUCCGCCAGAUCAACAGCAGACGAGUGCCAUGCAGAGAGCCAGCCAUCCACACCAGUGCCAAAAGUUGCCUAUGAAACCCGUCCCUGAUUGUGCCAUAACACGUUGGCCAUAUCCAGGAGUCGCUAAUUGUACCAACAAUGUAAAAAUAUUGUAUAUUAAAAAUUAAUUAUUUAAGCAGUAACAACAGUGGUGACUUCAUCCUGUCUCUCCAUAUCUCCAAUUGUACUUACGAUAUCUCUUUUUUACAUAAUAGAUAAAUAACUUCUUUGAAUAAAGACGUUUUACACGGAUAAAA